Molecule: messenger RNA, 387 nt
Organism: Sphaeroforma arctica JP610
Lineage: Eukaryota; Ichthyosporea; Ichthyophonida
Exons: 2
Source: RefSeq, a predicted model, not a curated record
AUGUUUUCGCUUGAUCGCACAUAUAUGAAUAAGUGUUUGUACCGUUCUUUCCUAAAGGAUGCCCUUAGACGGCAGCGUGACACUCUCAUCGACGAGUUUGAAGAGUACGAGGAAACCCACGACGUUGACUCGUAUCGCAUAGGCGCGUCUGUGGUUGAGAGAAAGGCCGCGGCUGACAGUGGAGAACCCACUGAACACAACCCAAAAUCGGAGAUAACCAAUGCGGAUGUGUUUAAAGCCUUUGGCAAGCGUGCUGCCCCUAAGGCUGCUGGGUUUGGUGGAGGUUUCGGAUCGAUGCGACGUUCACCGUAUGGCAAUGUCAACCGCAUGAACACCAGCAGAAGUCCUAGUAAGAAGGUCGAAACAGAGACCACCAAGUGUGCCAAG